Brugia pahangi is the source of this 2220-nucleotide messenger RNA. The record is from the annotation of a GenBank genome assembly. Lineage: Eukaryota; Metazoa; Nematoda; Chromadorea; Rhabditida; Onchocercidae.
AUGAGUUCGGAUGCGGCCACAACCGCACAGGAAGUGACCGAAGAUAGCCAGUUGAAUGAUGAUGAAGCACUGACUGGAAAAGAACUCAUGGAACAAGUUAAUGACGUAUAUGCUACACCGAUUGCCGAACAUUUCCCUAUUGAAAUCGAAAAUCCAUCAGCGACAACAAUGUCUGUCAGUAUUUCAAACGAUAUUACAAUAUCCUCAAAAAUAUCAACACAAGUCGAAGAAUUUCCGGUGACAAAUAGCCCACUGAGAGUUCCGUUAGUGCCACCACGGCAUAGAAAACGUCGCGUUACGGAAUUGAAAUGUUCUGAAGUUAGGUGGUUUCACCGAAAAAGCGGAACGGAAACGAAAUGGACUGCUUUUAAAGGAGUAGAUUCAUUAUUGUUGGAAGUGUACUGGCGGCAGCAAAUGCAAAUUGAUUUGGAUCAAAAUACCGAAUCCUACCUGCAAACAUUGAAAUUGUCUACAUCAGUUGUGGUAUUAGACGGAUUAUAUCGAGCCUCCGAAGACCUCACUAUGUUAAAUUCCAUUUAUUGGAAAGAUGACACCAUCGAAAUUCGUCGGGGCACAUGGUUUCUAGCAGAAAAUUUGCAGCCAAUUGAUCCUAGUAUGGCUGAUCCCAUUGAGUCGCAUCAUUUACAUAUUUUUCGCUCUCAGACAAUCCCUGACGCCCCAGUUUUUUCAGACAAAGAAUCAAGCAAAAAACCAAUUCUUGCGGAACUCAAACUGCAGGAUCAAUAUGAAGUGCGGUGGAAUUCUGUUAUUGAUAUCACGUUGUAUAACAAUUCCAAAACAAGUCGACUGCUGCGUUACAUAACUUGGGGUAAAGGAACUCCUCUAAAACGUGGAUAUGAAGAAGCAGAAUGGGAUGACGGUAAACGAAUCAUUAAACAUUUGAUUUUGGUUGUUCACGGGAUUGGUCAGAAAGGAUAUGAAAAUCUAAUUGCAAAAAAUACUGAUCAGGUUCGUGAGGCCAUAUACAAUUGCAUGGAUAAACAUUAUCCGGAUGAGAAAAGUCGUCCAAUGGUUUUACCAGUGGAAUGGCGAGCAGCUUUAAUUUUAGAUGGUGGUAUUACCGAUUAUGUCACUUUGCCAAAGAUGUCCUCAAUGCGUAAUACUUUAAAUUCGACAGCAAUGGAUAUUAUGUAUUAUCAGUCUCCGCUGUAUCGAAAUGAAAUCAUGGAGGGUUUGAUACGGUCACUAAAUAAUGUCUACAGUUUGUUUAUGGAAAAUCAUCCUGAUUUUGAUGGACCGAUCUCAGUUUAUGCUCACUCGCUUGGUUCUGUUAUGUGCUAUGAUCUGCUGACUUGUUGGUCUCCUCUUGUUUUGUAUGACAAAUAUGUGGCUGAAAUGAUUGAGCAGCAAUUGGCAAUGAAGGCAGAACAUGCUGAAAUACUAAAUGACUUCCAAGAAGCGCGGCUUUUGAAACUUUAUGGUGGGUUUCAGCUGGCUUUUAUAACGCAAAAACAAAAAUUGAAGUUUAAGGUUAGAAAUAUGUUUUGUGUUGGAUCGCCUCUCGCUGUUUUCUUAAUUAUGAGAGGUUCAACAACAUUUCUUCCUGAAACUGAUACUCUGAAGAGAGUAUACAACAUUUUUCAUCCAUACGAUCCAGUGGCAUAUCGAUUGGAACCAUUGGUGCACAAACAGUAUCGUUUAAUUCGACCUAUUAAAUUAUUUAGUUCAAUUGAUCUGCGAUCAUUGCGAGAUUAUGCUCUACUUCCGCCAGAAAUCAACAAAGCUUACAUCAAAAAGAUAAAAAUAAAGGAAAAAGUUGGAAAAGAAAAAGAUGCUCGGGUAGCAGUUGCUGGUGAUAAAGAUCACGAAGAUAUUGAGGAAGAGGAUGAAUGUGAAAGCGAUGAUUCGUCGGCUUUGCGACCGAGCAGUCCAGGUUCGUCACCACGAAGUUUAACGCCUCCACCAUCAGAAACAGGUGAUAAUAAGAAGAGUUGGUGGAAAUUCGGAAGCAACCGAAAGGAAAAAGAAGCUAGCGAGGGAGUUUUUGAAGAAGUUAAAUUGAAUGAAGCUCAGAAGUUGGUAGAAGAAAUUCCUUCAGAAGAAAGGUUGCCGUAUCGUAUGGAUUAUCAAAUACAGCCGCAAAUUACUGAUCGUAGUUACUGGUCUGUAUUAAAAAGCCAUUUUACUUAUUGGGCUAAUCCCGAUAUUGCGGCGUUCAUCGUCAACUGUUUAUAUCGAGAAGACAAAAAAGCAAAGUGA